Zymoseptoria tritici IPO323 is the source of this 2962-nucleotide messenger RNA. RefSeq lists its product as uncharacterized. The transcript has 6 exons. Gene Ontology annotation, molecular function: protein binding; phosphorelay sensor kinase activity. The record is from RefSeq and is a predicted model, not a curated record. Bases 74 to 2962 code for a protein of 962 amino acids. Gene Ontology annotation, biological process: phosphorylation; phosphorelay signal transduction system. NCBI's taxonomy places the organism in Eukaryota, Fungi, Ascomycota, Dothideomycetes, Mycosphaerellales, Mycosphaerellaceae.
GACAUGAGCGAGACGGCCUUUGGUGGAGUGUAUCACUGCCCGGAAAGAUAGCGGCCUUUUGAGGCUCCCUGGGAUGGCACCCGAAGGAGGUCCUCGAAAUGCCUUUUUCGACCAGGGAUCACGAUCUUGGACCGAUGUGUUGCCGCGGACGGAACAUGUAGAUCUAUUCCGCAAUGCAGACUAUGGAGCCACGGACCUGGGAAUCAUCGAGGACUUCGGUCCGGCGCUGCGAAUGUACACCACUAUGAUCUUCACCGACAGUCGUGGCGCAGGUCUCUACUGGGGCAAACGACGGAUCGCCAUCUACAAUGAGGGUUUCGCGGUCAUGGCCGACAAAUUACAUCCGUACCUCAUGGGCAGAGCCUUCGAAGAUGUUUUCGGACCUCAAAUGUGGGACUCUAUGCGCCACGUCUUCAAUCACGCGGAAAGCAGCGGCCAGACCGUCGACGUCGACAACAUCCUUUUAUUUCCGGUCAGAAGGGGAAUCCCAGAGGAGAGCUACUUCGUCGGCCAGUUCAUCCCCCUGCGAGGAGAUAGUGGCGAAAUCGAGGGAUUCUACAACACGGUGAAUGAAACAACUAAUACAGUCCUGCAAGAUCGCCGGCGGCGGGUGCUUGAGAACAUUACAGCGCUACCGUCACGCUCCGUUGAGGAGACUUUGGCAUUAGCGAUCGAGGCCCUGAAGGAGAAUCCAAACGAUGUGCCCAUGGCAUUGCUGUAUUCCUGUGUGGAUCCUAACAGCGAGACCAACCUGGAUUUACAACUGCGCGGAAGCAUAGGAAUACCCAAUGACCAUCGUUGUGCACCCAAAAUCGCAAAACUUGACAGCGACCAGGGUGGACUAAUACCGUGUUUUCGGCAAGCUCGUGAGAGUGGAAAGCCAGUCGUUCUGAGUGAGACCGAUGGUAGCUUGCAACGAACGAACGGUCUGUUUGAGGGCGUCUCUUGGUGCGGAUUCGGGGAACCGUGUCGGGACGUGGUCAUCCUACCACUUACUAGCUCCGGUUCUCUGAUAGGUUUCUACGUCCAGGGCCACAACCCAAGGCGACUCUUUGACGAUAUCUCUGAACUGGCCAUCACAAGCACGGCGAGGCAGAUAGAGGCGAAAUGGAUGUCCACACUUACCGCAGAACAAGCCACAAAGAGGGAAGCAGCGCUUGAGCGGCGAGCCACCGAGAGUGAGAAUCGCUUCCGGCAGACGGCCCUCCACGCUCCCUUGGGAAUGGUUCAGGUCACGAUGGACGAACAGAUAAAGUUUGCCAACGAACAGUUUUAUGAAAUCACUGGUUACGACAGGACCCGAUCGGACGUGGCCCACUACUGGGACUGCAUCCAUCCGGACGAAGUAGAACGAACGCAGCGAGUCCUUCUCGAGAUCUACACCACCGGAGAGCGCUAUACGCAUGAGCUUCGGCUACGACGUACAUGGAAGCCACCGGGUGAGGACGCAGAGGAGCAACCGGCCUGGAUACUGUCGACAAACAUACCGGUGUUUGAGAACGGAGAGUUAAAACUCAUCAUGAGCUAUGUGCUUGAGAUUUCGGAGUUGAAGUGGGCAGAAUCAGUGCAAUCUCGGAACGCAGCCGCCGCUCUUCAGGCCAAGAAACAGCAAGAGGAGUUUAUCGAUGUGACCUCGCAUGAAAUGAGAAACCCCUUGACUGCGAUGAUGCAACUUGCCGAUGGGAUCACAACGAGUCUACCGACUAGCGAGUCUACUUCAAUCGACGAAUACCGUGCUGCCAUACAAGAUAAUGUGGAUGCCGCACAUACUAUACUCGCAUGCGCGCACCACCAGAGACGUGUCAUCGAUGACGUCCUGAUCCUAUCGCGGUUGGAAUCGGACAUGCUGAGCAUCACACCUGUCCCGCAGCGACCAAGUCGUACGGUCGAUGACAUCCUGAAGAUGUAUUCUGGUGAAGUCGCGAUGAACGGAACGUCGAUGGAGCCCAUCCGAGAUCCAUCCAUCGAUGAUCUGAAUAUCGACUACGUCUUGCUCGAUACGUCUCGGCUGGCCCAGGUGCUCAUCAAUCUCCUGAGCAAUGCCAUCAAAUUCACCGCUCAACGACCAGUACGAGAGAUCACUGUCAGCUACGGCGCCAGCCGUUGGCCGCCUCGGGUCACCACGUCUUUCGGCGACAUUGACUGGGCCAAGUCGAAUGGAUCUCCACACAGUACCGCAUUGCCGCCUCUUGCGAAAGGUGAGGAGCAGCUAUACAUAUGGUUUUGUGUACAGGACACUGGCGCUGGCAUGACCGCCGAGGAAAUGAAGCGUCUGUUUAAGCGAUUCUCCCAGGCCUCCUCCAGAACGCAUAUCGAUUACGGGGGGUGUGGGAUCGGGCUGUAUAUUUGCCGACAACUCGCAGAAAAGCAAGGCGGACAAGUCGGAGUGGCAUCUCGAAAAGGCAAAGGAUCUGCUUUUGGAUUCUACAUCGAGACGAGGAGGGCCGAGGCCAUCAACGGCGGAGUUCCCUCACAGACUGUGCCGGCUUCGCCCAUCUCUGCAAAAAACGGUCAUAGCCCUGCACCACAACAUAUCUUACUGUGCGAGGACAACAUUGUGAAUCAGCGGAUUCUGGCGAAGCAAUUGCGGUCCAAAGGCUGUACGGUCACUGUUGCCAACCACGGACAGGAAGCACUCGAAAUUCUGGAGAAGUCCGACUGGCGGUGUGACAAGCCUGCGGCCGAUACAUCUUCCAUCGACGUCGUCCUGCUCGAUUGGGAAAUGCCAAUCAUGAACGGGCUGCAGUGCUGUCAAAAGAUCCGCGAGUUCGAGACCUCUGGCGAGGCGAAUCGAAGACUGCCAGUCAUUGCCAUCACUGCAAAUGUGCGACAAGCCCAAAUCGAAGAGGCAAUGGCUGCUGGAAUGGAUACUGUCGUUCCCAAACCUUUUACUGUUACGGAGUUAUUGGAUAGCAUUGAGAAUCUUGCAAAAAGAAGAGCAUCGACAGGCAGCGCAGUUUGA